AUGACCUCAGUGCCGGUCAGGUGCAGCCGAAAAGCUGUCGCCGGCUACAGAUGGCCGGGGUCUUCCCACGACAAUUUAGCGCAGUCGUCGGGUAAAAAAGGUCGGAGAGAUUUGCACCUGGGAGGCACGUGUCAGGUACCAACUAGACGAGAAAAAAAAAUCCGCCGCCUCAGGAUGGCCGCUUUCACUUGUCCGUGUACGGUUUUUCGACCAUCCUCAUUUCACUCCGACAAUUUCGAUCCUGGUUUCUCUUUUGCUCUGCAUUCCAUUGAUGCCUUGUUCUCUGUUUUGUCUAGAGUUUAAAAUGUCAAACUGAAGUGUUUGAAAUAGUUUCUGAUUUUGAAAUUGAGAAAAGGCUUAUUAAUCAACGUCUGAAAUAAUUUUCACCGUCUUGAAGUGCAAAUUUUUCCAAAAACUUCAGUUUGAACCUUUCGCUUAAAAACCGAUAAAAAUCUCUCUUUAUGCAGUUUCUUAAGCAGUCCGCGCUGCAUCACUCGAGAAAGCCCUGACCAGCUUCCAAAAUUCUCACUAGGAAACGUUUUUUACCCCCCGGUUGAACUUCUGCUGAAACUUCGUAGAAGUGUACUUUAGGAUCCCUGAUUCCAGAACAGAAAGAAAAUUUUUCGAAAUAGAUCUCGUUUUCGAGUUAGGACACUUUAAAAACCCGAAAUAGCGCUUUUUUUCUGCAUUUGCGUGUUUUGCCCACUUUGAAGCUCCAUAACUUGGAAAAAAGAUCUAUUGAGAGAAAUUAUUUUUUUGUUUUGGAAUCAGGGGGUCCUAAAGUACACUACACUUCAGCAAAGUUUCAGCAUAAGUUCAACCGGGGGGUAAAAAACGUCCCCCGGUCAGAUUAUUCCAGCGGAUAUCUUACAAAAAACCUGAUAGGAGAAGUUUCAUCCUGAAGAAACAAAAAAAGCAGUUUUAUCGGAGUAUUAGGCUUAAAUAUUUUUUUAUUAAAGCCCAUUAGGGUUCAAAAAUUUUUCAUGAAAAAAAAAAAUGCUCCCCACCAACUUUUGCUACAUAUUUGGACGCCGACUAUCAGAUCAAAAAUUAGAAAAAAAUCUGGUCAUGCUUCCAUCGCAAAAAACUCCCUAUCCAAAAGAAAAAAAUAAUAAUUGGAGCGACCAAAAUGAACCUUUCAUGUCCUUUUCUAACAAAUUUUCGAAUCUCGAACAUUUUUGCAAUGAUAAUCCAUUGAAAAGAAAGCCUGGAAGCAGAAUAUUCCAUUAAAGUCGCAACUAGGAUCCCGCCUCAUUUCGUUUUCCAGACAGAAGGUCGGCUUUUACUCGUUUCGUGAAUUAGUUCAAGGUCGCUUUCCAUUUUUCAAAUCCUCUAUUCUGGGCAAUCGGACACCCGUGCGAAACCGUGUGCGCCACUUCCUUUCGUCCGCGUUCUGCAUUCACAAUUAGGGCCUCCCGACCUCCUGAUUCGACGUCUUUUCAUCCUCGGCCACCUUGGCUGCUUUCUCUCUCGUGUAUUCAUUAAUUUUCAAAAAAGCCAUGUGACUAAAGUCAGCUUCCUGGUGCGGUGUAUACACAACAGCUUUCUGAUUUUUUUUGUGAGCUCAAACUGACUUAACGCUUGAGAGUUCUCUUUUUUAGGUAUCAAAAUUAGGCUUAUGAGAUUCCAAGGACCUGCAGUGAAUUGAUGUGUUUCAAUAACAUUUUCCAAAAACUUUUAUCAUUGGUUCAAAUUCAAUACUUUCGGUAUACUGUAAUCGCCCAAAUUUCAGUCAAUUCUUCGCUUUUUUCGAUCUGAAAAGUUAUUUUCGAUUCUUCGAUUUGACGCCUUUUCAUCCUCAGCUACCCUGACUGCUUUCUCGUUUUUUCAUUAGCUGUCGAAAAUUCCAUGCGACCAUUGUUUGCUUCCUUGUGUACCGAAAAUCCAACAGCUUUCUGAUUUUUUCAAGCUCUAGCUGACUUAACGCAUCAAAACAUCAAAAUCCUUUCUUAAGAUUUUUGUUUAGCCUGUGAUCUUCCAAAAAUAAUCAAUGUAGUGAUGUAAAUUAAGUAAAUUUUUGAUGAUGUCUAUCAGCUGCUUCAACCCAAUAUCUGACACGCCGGUGUACUGUAAUCGACAAAAUUCAGUCAAAUUUUCUGUCGUGAACUUUUCUUUUCAGAAUCCUUGAUUGGAGGUAUUUCCAUGAAUUUUUGAGAAUUCGUUUCUGCGAAAAUCAAAAUUUUUCAGACAUCAUUCUCUAAAGUAAAUAACUAAAAAGCAUUUCAUUUCGGGCCGCUACUGAAUGUUACGACGAACCAAACUACCACCUAAAAAGGAAUUAACUUUAUUGAAGUCUCAAAACUUACAACAGGAGUUAUAUCUUUGAACUCAAAGAAUGUUUUGAAGUUGACCGGAAAGUACUGGACCGAGGUUUUGAAAGCUGCAAGCAGUGACGUCCUGAAAAUUUCUAUUAUUCUCCCGUUUAUCAGCCGCCAAAUCAGUGAAUGAGUGUUUUCUAAGCUUUUCUUCAGUUCAAAUCAUCAAAAAACCGAAAGAAAAAACUUCGAAAAAAUGGAAUCCUUAAAAGCUUCCGAUUUGUACUUAGACAGCGAGUAAAAGCCAGACUGCCAAGGUUCAAAAUUGAGAGAAAACUUGCACCGAUUUCAAGGUCUGACCCACAAAGUCACCUCGCUCACCCAAUUUCCAUUGCGGAAGGCCUUCUCGGCGAUAUCCCACUCAAUCUUAGGCCACCAUGUUUCAGCCGUUAUUGUCGACUGAAUUAAAAUCAUCUUCCACUCGGAUCUCUCCCCAUUUGUCGCGCUGCUUUUCUCGCAAAAUUUUUGUUAUCUGAAACCCGCUGAUCCGUUUGCAAUCCGACCCCGAACCGUUGCACUUUUCCGCCGUCGGCCACGCCAACUUCUACCACCGACACGGCCUUUGACGCUCUAAUUUUACAAGCAAAUCCACUCGACCUCCCACUGUCUCGUAUAAAAUCAGAUACCUGCGUUUUUUUUUCUUCUCUCCAGGCAGCUUCCAUUCUCAAAAUGUUAGUUCAAAUCUGCUUAAGAGUCUCAUUUUUGGUCAUGUUUCCUUAUGAAUCCGCGACUCGUUAGCUUGAAGAAUUAUCCUAUGAAUACUUUCUUUUCUACUAAAGACAGGUCUUUUUUUUCUGUUGAUGCUACUGGAGAUAUCAAAUCAAAACUUUUCUUUUUUUCCUUUUGAAAGAUUAAUUUAUUAGGUUUAAUUUGUUUUUCUGUCAGCUGAAAAUCGAAACUUUCAAUCUAAAGCAUUGAGAAAGACUUUUCCUUACCGCAAAAUUUUCUGUAAGGCUUCCUUUUUUGCCAUCUUAUCAAAUUCUCUUGGGUCCUAAUUUACUCUUUAUCUAUGAUUUCAAGUUUUAGCUUUUUUUGUGGAACGAUUUAGUCAUUUGCUGGAGUCGCAUAAUUUUUUUUUCUAUUUUUCUCUCCUUCGGCUUUUCAUGAGAUUUCAGUAAAACCUUUUUUGAUGACGAUUUCUAAAUAAUCGACCUUCUUUUUUAUCAUUUUUCUUAGAAGUAACUUUUUUUCAACCGCUUUCUCUUUGAUUAACAUGAAAUUUGAAGGAGAGAAGCGUUUUUCCGUUUGAGAUGAAGCUAAUUAAAUACAUAUUCUCCUCGACUUCUUCUCUCAAUAUCAUAUUUUGAUUGGAAGCAUAUUCUUUCCUUUCAUUAGGAACUAUUCAACAGAAAAUAACAUCUUUUUCAAUUUUAUGUAAAAAAGAAUACGCACUCGCUUUCCUUUUCUUGGAAAUCUUGUCCCAAAGCUUUUUCUUCAUUAUGGAACGCUCUAUUUAAAAUGGCUAGCUGUGCAUUUUUUAACAUUCUUUAGUUUUGGUUCGCUUCCGAAUUUAUAUACUUUUCGACAUGUGUAAUCUUGUUCCUUCUGUUUCGUUGUCAGCCUUAACUUUUUAUUUUCAUCAAGAAAUUUGAGGAGAUGUCUAAUGAACAAGUGGACACAAGUGAGACACCCUCAAGCACGGUAAUCUUUGCUCCGCAGCCGAUCCGUCCGGAUGCAAUGAACUACGCCUUAUUGCAGGUGACUUUGAAAUGUUCACGGUUCGGGCAUAAUCCGUUCACUUCAAAAAAAAAAAGAAGCUUCUACCGUAAUAUUUUAAUCUCUGAAAAUGUUGGGCAUUUUAUAUGAAAAAAAAUUUUUUUCUGAAUCUUAAGUUUCUGUUUUUUUAACAUGCGAGCGAUCUAUCCGAUAUUCAGGCCUAUCUGUCCUCUUUGGAUCAGCUCUCGGUGAUCAACGCUUUGCCGCAGAUGAAUCUACUUCAAUUUGCGACUUUGGCCAAUUUCACUUCCACUCCUACGAUAACGUGAGUUUCAUAGAUAUAUUUCCAGAAUGAGUAAUCUUUGGGAAAUUCUCAAUAUUUAGGAGCUAAGUCUUUUCUCAAAUACAGUUUGAAGCUCCUUCAUUUGCUUUUUCCAAAGUUUCGAAUCGUUUUGAAAAAAAUUCAGAAGGUUUGAGCUUGAGAUAGAGUCAAGAGAGUCUUCAAACCAUCAAAAAUUAUGUCUAAAAUGCAAAAACUACCUGUAAACUUUAUUUGAGUCCUAAGACCAGGUUUAGUUGAUUUAGGCGAAGUUUUGAAAAUAGCUUUCCGAACCUAAGUUUUCAAGCUCACUAAAAAACUCACUCAAUCAAAUUACCCGAUAAAUAUCCACUACUUUCUAGUGACAGCCGUCCGACUUCAGUCGGUUUCUCGGAAGAGGAAGCCGGCCAACAAAUCGGUUUUCAUAGAAUACCAGUCAUCAGGCGGGUCUCCAAACAAGUAAGCUGUUUUUUCACAUGAUUUAUGAAAAAGUUGUGCGGCAAUUGCAGCCAAUUCUGGAGGAUGAUUCCAGUCCGGAUUGCGCGAUUUGUAAUGACAAGUCCACUGGCCUCCAUUAUGGCAUUUUCACUUGCGAGGGGUUGGUUUUUGAAUUUUUUUUUUGAGAAAUUCGAACAAAAAUUGCUUUUUUUCUUUUCACUUGAAGGUAGUUUAGUAGGAAAUAAAAAAUUUGUGAGACAAAGCUCAGCGUUCUCGAAUGGUCCGUUUGAUACGAAUAAUUUCAAAUUUUCGUCUAAUUUUGACUGCAUUUACUCUCCACUUUUGUAUCAUCAUAAAAAGGGCUUUUUUUAUCGUUUUUAGUAGAAACUUAAAACUCUUUUCAACAGACUUUAAAAACGACUCGAAUCUUAAUUUCUCUUACUUUCCAUUUGGGUUUUGAUUAACUUCAUUCGAGCCAAGUUCCUAUACCGUUAUCUUCUCGAAUCACUAGCCAAAGAUCUGAAUUUCUAUUUUUUCUUUGAACUCGCAUUCUUUCGGCCUUUUUUUUCUCAAAUCGCAACCGUUCAUCGCAACGAUAGCAGCGGAGAAAAAAGGCUGGCGGCGUCCCAAGGACUACCUUCUUCGGCCUUUUUUUCUUGCAACGAAAAAAGAAGACGAAUAAAAAAGAAGCCGGACACAAGAGGCAUUAUCGAUGACAGGCGGAGGUCGAGGCCGCGGUCUGACGAGAAAGUGAAACGCGUGGAGGUCCGGACCACGAAUCCAAAGUGGUCAAGGUUCCCAGCACGAACUCGCGCCCUACGGCGAUUUCGAACCGCCGCCGCCACGGCUGACCCUGAAAAUGUUGCUUCAGUAACCCAUUGACACUAUUAACCUGUCUCUCGGCGAUAUCUCUUCGUGACCUUUUGCACUUCGACGUCGACGCGCCUGAGGACAAUUUUGUUUAGCGUCCUUGGAACGGCGUCGCUUUUUUCGUCUCGGGGUUUCGAAACAAUGAAGUGAACUUGAGUGAAGAAAAAUGAUUCCAUUGAUGAGAAUUCUCAGUUUGAAUGGAAAAAUGUCUUCGCAGGACGGAACCUUUUUUGUGAGUAAAAAGUUUUACAUUCAGAACGAUUUUUUCGAACAAAAAAUAGACACAGUAGAAUUGAAAAAAAGCUCAAGUAACCCCUUUUCCAAGGAUAGGAAAUUUGUUCCUCAUAUUCUUGAAAACACGCCCAGACUCAUUUUUCUAAUUUCGGACUACUAAAAAAACGGCAGAACUUUUUUUGAAAAAAAUUUCUCCAAUUUUGUUAUCAAAAAAAUUUCGAUUCAUACAAAAAUUAAUAAAACUUGGAAAAAAAUUUUUUUCAAAAAGCGACAAGGAAAAACAUUUCUACGAGCCCUCAAGCUCAAAAAUCUUUUUACUCAUUUGAAAAAAAUUUUUAGCUUUUUUUCCUCUUUUUUUACCUAAUGAAGGAAAAUUGAAUCGACUAUUUUCUCAAAAUACUCUUUCUACUGCAACCUUUUCCUGGGGAAUAAAACCAAAGACCAUCUUCACGAUAACUAUCGAACCAACCAAUAAUGCAACGUUUUUGUUGUCUUUUUGUUGGUUUGGUGCCAAGAAAUUGACUGGUUUGGGAAAAAAAGAAUGAUUGCCAUUGAAUUGCAUUGAUACGACCUUGUGACAAAAGUACUUGGAAAGUUGCCUUGACUCAUUCGUCAAACUUUUUUUCUCCUCCUGUCUGGUACCAGUUGUUCUUUGAUUACAGUUGGAAAAGCUGGACUGAUGUUGGAGAAAACUCGGAAAAUCAUGUGAAAGCUCUCUAGAAAUGGCCGUUGUUAAAUUUCUGAGCUCUAUUUGCUCAGUUGCUUUUUUUUCGAAAAAGAAAGAUCAAUUGAAAAAAUAGGAAGUUUCAUCUGUUUCCUUAUUUUCGAGACACCAGCAAACUUCUCAAAUCGUUGAUAGAUGAAAAGUUGAUAGUAAAAUUUUUUCAAAUAUUUAUGUCUUUCUCUUCGCCCAUUUACUAGUUGUCGAAACAUGCUCCAACGCAAUUUUUGUUUCGAGAUUCAUUGAAAUGAGUUUUGACGCCGAUCAGUUCGAAGAGAAUAUUAGUGUAUUCUUUUUCAAUUUCGCUCUUUUAAAUUUCGGUUUAAGGAAGAUCGAUUCACUCAAACUUCUGAGAUUUUCAGAAUAAUUUCUCGAAUAUUGUCAGAAGACUGGAUAAGGAUUGAUUUUGCAGCUUCUCUUUGAUGAGUAGAACUUCAUUCGUUGAAGAAAGUAUGGAACGUUCAUAGAAAGACUCAACUUCUCCAUCCUGACCUUUUUUGUAUACAACCAACAAAAUCGCUCUCAAGCACUUUAUUGCGAAAGUGCAAACUUCAUUGUAAAUGUACACGCAGACGCAUUGCUCCACUUUGGAAAUGAGUUCAAAAUUGAGCGAUUCUGACCUCGAAUAGUGCAGAAAAAAGGCAAAAAAAGGCAGGUAAAAGGUGGAGACGAAUGCUGGUUGUGCAGUCACCGCGAGACAGAGGCGUUGUGCCGCGCGGUAAAAGGACGCGAAGGUCGGUUCAGUCGGUGCCACCUGUGGGCAACAGACCUAACCUCGACCCCCAGCCUCCUUCCAACCUCCAUCGUUCCCACCAACGUCUUCCUCCAUUCAGUCGUCAGUCGGCUACUUCUUUCAUCUCGCUCCGUUUCUGGCCUUUUCGAAUUUUCGAAAAGUUCAAUUUUUCGUUCGGUUUCUGAGCUUUAGGUCAUGAUGAUUCAAGCCUUCAGAAAUCAUAGAAAGACUCAAAAACAGUCUCAUAUCGGUUUUUUUUUGACGAAAAGGCAUAAAUACUAAAAAGUCAAACUUUCCGUCAGCACUUUUAAGCGGACUCUUGUCUGUCACACAAACAUUUGUGAGACUUUUUUCAAAUCCAGCAUGUAUCUUUCAUCAAAAAUUUCUUUAAAAAAGAAAAAUUAUCUGAAUUUUCAUAUCAAAUACGAUAUUGAAGCAUUUUAAAAGGUGCAGUCACUAUGGUUCUACGCGUGAUUCGUUUUUGCUUAAAGGUGACUUGACUCAGUUUUCCUAUGAAAAAAAAAAAAACGCUUUUUAAUUCGACGAAAAUCUCGAGUAGAACUCCGAAAUCAAAACAGAAUCACCUUUAAUAACAAGUUCAGUAAUAAGAAAAUCUUCGCAGCGGUUCUAUCUUUUAAUCACGAGUUUCCGACUACUCAUUAUCUUUCAAUCUCCUUAGAUAUUAUUCUGUUCAAAAGCGCAACGCGUGGUUAUAUAUAUAUUUUUCUCUUCCAUUUUUUGCUUUGGUUGACUUGGCAACUCGGAGUGCUUAUCGACGACAAAAUAAUGUGCUUAACAAGGCGCCGCGGCUCCCAUCUUGCCUCUCAUCUCCCGCCCCGAAAUAUCACUUCGCUCCACUUUGAAAUAUGUCCACCUCAUCUUCAGAUUUCAAGCCUUACCCCAAAAAGUCACCAGUUAUUAACUGUUUCUGCACGGAGAGAAGGUAGUUUUAGUGUUGUGUGUGCAGACGAAACAAAUUGCAAGGUUACGAGAAAUUUGAGACAAAAGCGAUUUUUUGAGCUCAAUUCACGUGGAAACCCAAAAACAGCUUGAAAAAGUUAAAAUUUUGUAUGAAAGUUUUACAUCCUGAAAAAUAAUGAAAAGAAUUUGAAUUUUUUUAAAAAAACUCCACACAAAACUAUCUUAUAAAAAAACAAUAAAGGUUUUUUUAUUAUGUUCAGCUCAAAAAGUUCAACCUUUUUCAAUAAAUAAAAAAAUUCUUUCUGUCUCAAAAAAACAUGAGUUCACAAAAAAAUUGUAGCUCAUAAUUUCAGAUUGAAGAAAUAAGAUCAAAUUACUAAAAAGUCCACCGUUCAAAAAUGAACGAAAAUUUGGAACCCUAGAUUUUCAACGAACAAUAAAAAAAUUCCGAACGGAAAUUUUAGAAUUUUUUUAAAAAAAUCUUGACAAGUUUUCCAUUAGAGGCUUAUUUUCCAAAAAACUCUCGAGAGGACAUUUUGUGGCCUUUUUCAACUUUAAGAAAAAAGGAACAGAAAAAAAUGUCUAAAAACUGAAAUUUUCAAAUUUCGUCGGCCAAAUGUCCUUUGCGCAAAUGGAACGCGGCAUUGACCUGGAACAUUUGUCAGCGGUGUGGUCUCAAGGCGAAAUCCGUCUCAAUGGCCUUUUUUUGUCACUACUAUUGCGUAAUGGAAAUGAGCUUAAUGGUGCCGCGGCGUGUGCGGUGGGGCGACCUUGACUUUCAUCCAGAUGUGCAGAUGUCAUUUCGAUCUCGUGGCUCAAUUGUUGCCAUCUGCAUCUGUGACCAAUUACAACUAGCCAUCAUUUUUUGAGCUACCUUCUUUCAAAAAGUCGGGGAGAAAAUAGGUAUUACCAAGCUUUUUUUUUAGUUUUUUAGACCAAAGGGGUUCAUUUUUUUAAACUAGAUUUUACUAAAACAAGAGAAUUCCUCCCUAUCAUUCAAGAAAAAAAAAGAAUUUGGAAGCCAACUUUUCAGUUUUUCAAAACCUUUCGUCGUUCUCAUCAGCGAAAAAGCAUUCUGUUAAACCAGGAAAGCUCAAAAUUAUCUUCUUAAAAGAGUUCAGCUUAAAGUUUUUUGGCGAAAACGCGGUUUUUGUUCAUGUCAAGCUUUGUGUGAGCCAAAUCCCGCUUUGAGCUCCUGAAAAUUCUCGAAAAGGAAAAAAGCUAAAGGAUCGAGAAUGAAGUUUGAUCUCAAAAAUCAAGAAGCUGUUAGCAAUGAAAAUUUUUUUUUUUAACAUCUCUAGAAAUUCUGAAUCUCGAGGCGGAAUUUGGAAUGGCUAACCGAACUGGUUACUAAUUUUGAGUUUGAAUGAAAAAUUUUUAUUUGAAUGUUUUUUUAAAUAAUCAUGCAAUGAAUCUCACAAAUGAGUUUUUUCAUUGGCUACUAGUAAGCCAAAAAUUGUGAGAGCUGAGCGAGUAAAAAUCAAUAAAAGUUGUAAUUUCCCUUGUACUCUAAUGAGCUAAACAUCAUUCGGAUAUUUGACUCCAAAAAUGUCUGGAAAAACCUUUCUUUCUUUACGACCAUUUGUUUCACAAAAAUGAGGUCAAUUCAAUCAACAAAAGUUGUAAUUUUUCAGCUGCAAGGGCUUUUUCAAGCGAACGGUGCAGAACAAACGCGUCUACCGUUGCGCCUUCCAAAACGGCGAGUGCACAAUUGAUAAGCAACACCGAAACAGGUAUUGUCAAAGUUUUGCCAAAAAAGGAAAAAGAAAAAGAAAAAGAAAAAAAGGAAAAAGUUUUGUUGACCUCCGCGCGUGGCAAAAAUUCUUGCCCCCGCCGUCACUGACUGUCGCGACUCGUUUCUUUUUCAUUUUCAUUUUCAUUUUCACUCAACUUCUUCUCAUGAUCGUUUCUUUCAGGUGCCAGUACUGCCGUUUCCAAAAGUGUCUUCGAGAGGGAAUGGUCUUAGAAGGUUCGUUCAACUUUUUUUCGAAAGGUUUUGCUGGAGCAUACUAAUUUUCUUAUUUUUUCAAGAAAAUGUACGUUUUUUUUAAACAUUUUCUGAGUCUGGCUAAAAUAUUCUGAUUUUGUAUACCCACGAAAGUUCCUAAACAAAAUAAAUCAACUGGAAAUAUGAGAAAAAAAAUAAUAUUAUUUUUAGCCGUUCGUGAAGACCGUAUGCCAGGAGGACGCAACGGAUCUGCAAUUUACAAUAUUUACAAGGUAAUUCAGAAAAAAAUCAAAUCAAUUUUUUUUGCAUCAGACAGCAGGAAAUUAUUAAAUUCUUUUAAAAAUAUAUUUAUAUUAAACUUAGACUUAAAACAAGAAAAAAAUAUUAAUUUUGGAAACGAUUCAGAAGGAAGUUUUUUUUAAUUUUUUUUUGUCAAACUUCUGAUUUUUGAAGACUUGAAGUUGUCUUUCCAGCAUAAGUUGUAUGUUUUCAGUUAGCUCCAUUCUUCGAGAAAAAAAAUGGAGAGGCGUGAAAAGAUAAAGUUUUGAAUUGACAAUUUUCUCUUUCAAAUACAAUUCUGCUGACAAAAGGAUAUUUUCGAAAAGUAGAAAAAAGUUCUUGAUUGAGCUUUAAAAAAGCCAUAGAGUUUUAUGAAAUUAUCUUUUCCAGGAUCGCCGAACGCGUCGCCAAGAACAGCCGACCGAAGAAGUCCAGCGUUCGAUUCCUCACGGCGGGAACGUCAUCCAAGUACGUCUUCUCCUUUUUUUUUCAAUAGUUUCACUUGGGGUGGGGUGAAGAAGAAAAAGAAACAGAAGACACCACGUUGGCCCCAUUUUUCACUUCUCGCAACACUUCUUCUCGUUUACAGGAGCUGAUUGAAAUGGACUGUCUUGAUCGAUUGAUCAAUCUGAAGGGCUUGAGAAUCACUCCCUCGGCUAACUGCGAGAUUACUCCGGCUUGUAGUCGACUCACAAGAAUCGGUAUGGUUUAACGAAAAUUCAUUGACAAUAAUGAAAGUUUUUCAGGAGACGAAAUCGUUGAACAGCUUGUGGAGUGGACCAAGACUUUGCCCUUUUUCGAAGAACUUCCAGUCGAGGCUCACACUCAUCUUUUGACUCAGAGAUGGGCAGAACUUGUGAGUUUUCUAUACUCGAAAGAAAAUGCCGAUUUACUUUUGCGCAAGGAAUUCUUCCUGUAUAAAAGGGACAAGAAAAGUGUGAAUUUUUAAUGUACAUGUGUGCAUAUUUGUCUCCGAAAGGGAAUAAAAAUACUUCCUCUUUAUCGACAGCACGCAAGUCGCCUGCGUUUCGGAGAAUAAAGUACAAAUUUAUGUAGUCGGAAAAAAGAAGUACUGGGUAUUUCCUAGUUAUGAAGUAUAUUAAUCUCCAAAGUUAUCAUUUGGUUGAGUCUCUCAAAGUCCUAGGAAAAAAUAUAUGAAUUUUUCCCAGACAUUGUGGAAGAAAAUUCACAGUUAAAGUUGAUGAAUUUUUACCGUCCGCACUUUCCAGGUCCUGCUCUCAGCUUGCUAUUACGCUUGCUCAGUCUACACUCCAGACAAUGCUGUUUCAACCACAGUUAUUGAUGAGAGCGAUGAGAUUUCUUUCUCGAAUCCUGCCGUGAACCUUCGUCUGCUUCAAAACCGUCUUUCGGCUGUCAUGAACAAGCCGAUCCCAAUCGAACACGUCAUCAAGUAAGCUUAUAGACCAGACUUCUGAUUCAAUUUCUCCCAUUUUCAGAGAGGCUGGACCAUUAGUGGUACGAUUCACAGAGCUGUUGAAAUCUUUCUCACAGCUGAAAGUUUCUCCAGAAGCUUACGUCUGCAUCAAAGCUAUCACUUUGCUGUAUCUCACUAAUAAUGGUGAAUAUUGGUUUUAGUCUGAACUUGCAGAGAAUAAACUGCGUCGCGGUCUUGUUCGGCAGUAGAAUAUGAGUUCUAAAACCUGAUCAUGUGCUACAAAUAAUCAAAAAAUGCGCAAGUAGUUUCUCGUCGGGAGCACUGGAAAAUCGAGGCGGUUAGAGGCGCAUUGAACCGUUUUUCAAAAGAUGUUAAAAAAGAAACUAAUUUAAGGAAUAAUUUUUUCAGGAAACUCUGUGCUCCCGGCCUCCGUUUUCAAGAAAGUCUCCGUUCUUCAGGAUCAUUUCGUGAAAACUCUGCAGAUUCAUCUGCUCCAACCAGAAGAACAAACUCGUCUUGGACAGAUUCUGGAAUGGUAAAGGAUAUUCAGAAUAAAACUCACAAAAAGAGAUGAUUCCAGGCUUCCUGAGCUUCGCAACGCUUCUUCGGUCCUGCUCCACUCAAAAAUGUUCUACGUUCCUUUCCUCCUCUGCAAGAACCCACGCAGCCUCGUCUUCGAAGAAUAA
Caenorhabditis auriculariae is the source of this 12516-nucleotide messenger RNA. Lineage: Eukaryota; Metazoa; Nematoda; Chromadorea; Rhabditida; Rhabditidae. The record is from the annotation of a GenBank genome assembly.